AUAGUUUUUAAAUCACAAAGUUAUUGAUUGCUCUAGAAUAGAAUUGGUUAUUAUUGUGAAUGGUUAGAGAUAAAUAAAGAAGAGUGCUUCAAACAGCUGUUCACAAUUCAAUUUGUUUAUUGGAUGCUGCUUAAUGAUUUAAAUUUUUAAUAUUAUUUUUAAAUAAAAUAAGUUAAUAAAAAUGGCUAAAUUUGAUUUUUGGACGUAUCCAAAUAUACCGCCUAAAAUUGGGGAACAACUUCAGGCAGACGAUAAGCGUUUGUUAAUAAUUGGAGUUAUUGGAAAGUCAAAUAGACCAGAUUGUAAUAAAAUGGUCCCACUCGGUGUUCUGAACAGUUACCCUAUUUUCAUAGACCAUCCACCAAAAGAGGGGCAAAUACAAUUUUAUUAUAAUCGCAAGAGCUCAAUACUUUAUUUACAUUUUGAGACAUCAUUUGACAAUGAAUGCAUGUACAAAAUGCUGGACGCAAGUUUGGCCGAUGAAAAAUACGAUGAGUUUUUGACAUUCAGUCAACGUGUAAGAAGUCGUUUUGCACGUAUGUUUCUGUUUGCCACACAAGUAUGCCAUCUUAUCAUUUUUGUAGAGUCGGGUAUGAACUUCGACUGCUCAUUACUUCCUAUAUUCAAAUCUUUAAAAAUAAUUAGAGAAAAGUUUCUUCUAAAAUUUAUACACAAAUUAAUAAAAAACUCCAGCACUGGGGCUUCUAUGGGUAAACCAGCACGUAUGUGUACUCCAAGAAUAAUAUUUUAUUUUGAAAACUAUCCAGAAGGACAGGAAUUAUCCAAAGAAGCAAUAAAUGGUUUAGAAUUCGAAUUUGAAAAUUAUAUUUAUAAAAUGCUACGCAAUGAAUUUAUUGUGACGAAUAAUAAUGCCAUGUCAUUGUUUGCGAUACCUAUUAAUCAGCGUUUUGUAUACUUUAAUACUGAUCCACGUCUACACAUAGAUCCCAUAAUAAGAUCAGGUGAAAUACUUAAAAAUGUCGCAAACGUAAGAAAUUUCAAUGAGUACAAAGAGUAUUGCUUUAGUAAACUACGCCCUCAUCCGGGAUUCGCAAGAUCUUUUCCACCAAUGCGUAGUAAUUAUAAUGAAUCCGUUAAUGCUAUCUUUUUGAUGAAUCAUAAUUUUGAAAAAUUAAUUAAGGAUCACGAAGACGAAGCCUUUCAAUAUGGAUUUGAUGAUAAUUCAAGCAAAUAUAAAGGAAGAAAUCAUUUUGUGAUAUUACAUUUCAAAAGCUGGUAUGAAACAUUUAAGAUAUAUCAUAAAAUAUUUAUUGAAAAUCCAGAUGAUCCUGAAUUCGAUGCCAAAGAUGCAGAUUAUAGAGCCUAUUUGGAGAACUUUGACAAAAUUAUAGAUUGUGAUGCUGAAUUUUUCGCAACUUGUUGUGAUAUUGGUUAUAAGAAAGCAUAUAACUUUUAUAACAAUCCUACCUUAUUACACUACAGCAGUUCGGUACAUAAUAAAAUGGUACAGGAGGCCAUUGAUUUGUAUAUGCGUUACGCAUGCGGCCCGAACGCAGAAGUUCAUAUUGAAAAAUUGCGUAUGCAAUGCGAGAAAUGUUGGCACAACGGAAAGCAACAAUGCGAACAUCCGAGCUUACGUGGCAAUCCCUGCAUAAUGGCAAAGCAUGCAAACGCAAAUAUAUCAGAGCAUUCCAGCGGUUUUAUAUUUAUCUCAUCGUGUAAUUGUGGGCAUACGCAAGGACGUCGUGACGAUCCAUAUACAUUGCGACAAGCUAACUACGAUUAUUACGAGUUUCUUGGGAAUAAUUGCAAUUUGUGCUUUAAAGUGAAACGUAUAGCUUUUCCUGUGUUCGAACCAUCUGUACAUGAUUUCAGGUAUAAAAAACAACGAAACAGAAUUAUCACGAUUUUAACUAGACCCGCUGAUUAUAAAUACAAUACCGAAGGAGAAUUUCCCAAACUCACACUAACUGAAGGAAAGGCCACGGAACCAAUGCACCUAACACUCUCUCAAAAAACAAACGAAACCAUGAAUAUAUUUGAGUUGUCACAGCCGUUAACAGCAUCUCAAGGGUCACAUGUAAGACUUAGUUUGACUGACAAUUCAUUGAAAAUGAAGUCUGACAGUAGUGGUUUAAAUAGUUCUGAAGAAUCACUAAAUGAAUUGGUAUUAAAAGUUGGAGAUAAAUCAACUGAUGAAGAGAAUGAGCGUAGUAUAUGCAGACAACCAUCGACAACGGAAUAUCUAUCUGGCAUGAUACAUACCGAAAGUCCAGAAGGCGUUUUACCUCAAUUUCCAAGUUGGUCAUUAGUUUGUGCUGGUUCUAGUUCAAUAUAUAGUCAUAGCACCGGUUUAAUGGAACAUUUUCAAAGUGGUUUUCUAUCUGGUUCGAAUUUCUUACUACCCUGGGAUGUGCAUGUGCGUUUGGAGCAUUCAGCGUCAUGGGCUGCAGAAAGGCAACGAUUUCGUAAAAUGGGUGAAGUUUUUAUAUUAAAAGUAUUUGUCGGCUAUGAAUAUGAAUGCCCACGUGGCCAUCGUUUUAUGAUGAGUGCCCCUGAUAAAAUACUACGCGGUGGUUCUGAAAUAAUGCGUGAUAGUGGCAGCAAAGUUGUUUAUAAUAAUAUGCCACUUUAUUUUCCUUGUCCAUGUCGUACAAGUCAUGCUUAUGCAGCGCAGCUUAUGCGAAUUCAUGUAGUAACACCUAAAGCACCUGUUGAUGUUAUGCUGGAUCCAAAGGUAAAGGCUGGAGAUUGUGAACGCACAUUUACGCUCGGCUUACCACGUCCGCCAAAACUAACUCAAAGUGCCUAUUGGGUACUACGACUUCCUUAUAUUUAUCAAGCUGAUGGAGGGUUAAUAAUACCUCCGCAUGAGCUAACAGAAUCUAACGCAAUAAAUUACGGCUACAUAAUAGCGGGCAUGUUCGGAGUAGUUGAAUCAGAAAUGGAAGAUUAAACACUUAUAUCUAACAUAAAUUAUUGUUUAAGUUUUAA
Teleopsis dalmanni is the source of this 2955-nucleotide messenger RNA. Its product is annotated as protein SMG8. The transcript is spliced from 15 exons. Gene Ontology annotation, biological process: nuclear-transcribed mRNA catabolic process, nonsense-mediated decay. NCBI's taxonomy places the organism in Eukaryota, Metazoa, Arthropoda, Insecta, Diptera, Diopsidae. The record is from RefSeq and is a predicted model, not a curated record. The coding region runs from base 182 to 2917 and encodes 911 amino acids.